GAUCUUUUUAAAUAAAAUUCAGAUGUGCUCCAAACCCAUUAAGCUGAGAAAAUGAUAAUUUGGUUAAUAAGGAAAAAAUUUUUUAAAGAAAAAUAUUUAUAAAAAUUGCCAUCACCAUCAUGACUUUUGCGUAAUUGUUCAUCAAAACUAUGUCAAAGUGUGUCUCAUUUGUCAUAAGCAGUGAUAUUAAUCGUAAAUUAAAUUGUCUCCUCGUGCAAUUCCUUCGCUUAUAUCAAAGUACUCGCGAUAACACGGUUUAGCACGUACUUUAAUAUCGCGAUAUGGCUAAUGUUUCUGUGGAGAAAAAUAAAUAAAAUUCAAUGCUCGUGCAGGAACCAUCACUACAGUGUUCUGAUAAGCACUAUCUGGUUGGUUACUUUCAACAAGUGCAACUGAAAAGUGCGAUUUUUUAUUUAUGGCCAAUGUUGCAGGUGCAGACUAAAGAGCCUUAUGAAGUUCAAGGUUUCAAGGUUGACUAACGAUAACUAUGUCAUAAAGUUCUAUCGAUUAGGUGUUGAUUAGGCUCAAACUAAUCUACAUAAUGCACCUGACUUUAGCUUAUUGAAUAGUAGUCUUAAUCGACUAGUCGUUGAUGAACCAACUUUCGAAGCUUCCUUUAGUUAGUUCCGCACAAUGAAGUCCAAGUUAACAUAUCUGUUCCGUACGCUGAAGCUGCUAACUUUGGAGUUUGGAGCGAUGACUUCGAUUCACGGCGUUGGCUACAUCACCUCCAGCCAGCGGACACUGUUCGAAAAGCUUCUUUGGGUGUUGGUGUUUGGGCUGUCACUCACCGGAUGUAGUUGGCUUAUCCGGGAUGCGUAUCGCCGGUGGGAUCAGAAUCCUGUGAUUAUAAGUUUUGACGAGAAGACCAAGCCCAUUUGGAGCUUUCCGUACCCGGCGGUGACGAUCUGUCCGGAGACCAAGUUUCAGAUGGCGAUCAUGAACUACACGGAGGAGUUUUUAAAGUUUGAACGUGAUCCUGACGGGUAUGUGCCGGAUGAAAAACGCCGCGAAUCCUUCUUCUCCGCUCUGCACAUCUGCAACCAGCAUCAACUUAGCAAGACGGUAUCUCAGUUACGACAGUACAAUCACACUGUGGAUCGGAACUGUCUUGAAACCUUACGGUGGAUGUCCCUGUCGAUAAGUUCAAUGUUCGAAACGUUUACCAUUCAAAACAGUCAGGUCUACUACUGGGAGUAUUUCAAAGAAAUCCUCACCGAAGACGGCAUCUGUUACACGUUCAACUUUGCCUGGGACCUGUUCCGACCCGGAGUACAUCCGGAAGUGCAAGUCAGUGAUCGGAUGAUGUGGAGUCCGGAGAAGGGAUACCUAGAAGAUACCUUUUCGGUAGUGGAACCGUUACGUGCUCCAGGAACCGGAAUGAGCAAUGGAUUGACGGUAGACCUAGUGUUGGACGUCAGAAACUUCGACUACUUGUGCAAAGGUCCGAUACAGGGCUUCAAGGUUCAGAUCCACACUCCAACCGAGUACCCGCUGAUGUCCAAGAGGUUCAUCCGAGUUCCGCUGGACCAAGAAGUGACCGCUCUGGUCAAACCACAGUUUGUCGGAACGAGCUGGAAGCUAAAAGACUACGAACCUUCUCGAAGAAACUGUUACUUUGAGCACGAACGACCCCUCCGGUACUUCCGGAUCUACUCCCAAGACAACUGCGAGCUGGAGUGCCUCUCCAAUUUCACCCUGGCCAGGUGUGGAUGUGUCCGGUUCAGCAUGCCACGGAUCGUGUCGGAGACCAAAAUCUGUAACGCCAGCAGCCUACCUUGCGUGGUUGAUGCCGAGAGGACACUUUCAACGGCACUGAACAGCACCAUUAAAAGGACAGCAUUCACCUUUCAGACCAGGUGCAGCUGUCUGCCCGGAUGUACCGUGCUAAGGUACGACGUCAUGCUGACCCAGGGUCCGCUGCUGUGGAGGCCACAUCGGCGAGCUGCCGGGAGAAAUGGUUCUUACAGAGACGUUCACAAGGUGCGCUUCUCGCUGUACUUCAAGGACUCGCAGUACAUCUCGAUCACACGGAACGAAAUGUACGGUUUGACGGAUUUUGUGGCCAACUGUGGAGGACUCCUGGGACUGUUCAUGGGCGUAAGUUUGCUCAGUCUGGUAGAAUUGCUUUACUUUUGCACGCUGCGUCCGUACGUGCUGUGCCACUAUCGGGACGAGAUGGGACAGAUCGAGACGUCUCGGAGAAACCGGAAGAGGAUGGCCCUGAAUCGGCGCAAGGUGAUUAUGGUGGAAACGCUGGAUGCGGUCAUCAGAAGGAGACGCAUGGUGGAGAUGGGACGUUUGAUUGGGUUUCGACGGCGGUUGAGGAAGAUCAAGGUGCAGGAUUUGGAGUAGGAUUUGAGCGUGCUAAAAUAUGGACUUUUUCAGUGUUUUAAGUGUUAAAUGUCUGAAUAACUCACAUGAGAACUAACAAAACAAAAAAAUCAUCAAUAUUUGCAAUUGAAAAGGAAUGUUCAUGUUUAAAAAAAAUAUUUUCUUUAAAGGUUUAUUUGAAUCUAUAGCUGUCUAAGAAAAAAAACCUUUUUGUAAUAGACGGACAAAAAUGUAUUAUAAAACUUUGACCUUAUAGCGAAAGUUAAUACACAUUUGGAAUUUAUUGAUUGAUAGUACAUGUCAAAGUCAAUGCUCUCAAAAAGAACAAAUAAUUUGUG
Culex pipiens pallens (northern house mosquito) is the source of this 2672-nucleotide messenger RNA. RefSeq names its product pickpocket protein 28-like. The record is from RefSeq and is a predicted model, not a curated record. The coding region runs from base 634 to 2355 and encodes 573 amino acids. Gene Ontology annotation, cellular component: membrane. Gene Ontology annotation, biological process: sodium ion transmembrane transport. Lineage: Eukaryota; Metazoa; Arthropoda; Insecta; Diptera; Culicidae. The transcript has 3 exons. Gene Ontology annotation, molecular function: ligand-gated sodium channel activity.